UAUCAGCUAGAAAUGAUGAUGAUGAACAUUCUUUUUUCUUGUUUAGUUGAAUUGAUUUUUUGUUAAAAUAAAAAUUUCCGAUAGAAAAUCAGCUUUUACUGAGAAAAUUCGGUCCUUUCUUCAAUCACAAUUUGUAACAAAUUUCAUGGAAAUUUUUCUAUUUCAGUAGAUGAUGGAUUUUUUUUUUUUUUUUUUUGGUUAUAACAAUAAUCGGAUUAAAUUGUUGUUGGUAAUUUACUGUGAUUUUUUGGAUUAAAUCAGAAAAAAAACCAAAUUAUCGAAGACACGUCAACCGAUUUUUGUUAUUCGGUAACUGUGUUUGUGAGCGGACAAAUCAUGUGUUCAUGUCAAAUAUUUUGGCUGGCUCACUGUUUUUAUUGAAUAGAAAAUUUUCCAUCGUUAAAAUUUAAAUUGUGAAUUUUUUUUUGGCCAAAAUAAGGCAGAAGAAUGGAUUUUCAACAUCGACCUGGCGCUAAAACUGGCGGUGGUGGUGUGGCAUCAUGGUCCGAGACAAAUCGUGAUCGUCGUGAACGUUUACGACAAUUGGCAUUGGAAACAAUCGAUUUGGCUAAAGAUCCAUAUUUUAUGAAAAAUCAUCUUGGUUCCUAUGAAUGCAAACUUUGUCUAACAUUACACAAUAAUGAAGGUUCAUAUCUGGCUCAUACCCAGGGUAAAAAACAUCAAUCAAAUCUGGCAAGACGUGCUGCAAAAGAUGCCAAAGAUGCACCUCAACCAAUGUUGUCUAAAUCUCGAAUUGAUAUUCGAAAAUUUGUCAAAAUUGGUCGUCCAGGUUAUCGUGUAACGAAACAAUUUGACCAAGAGAAUCAACAACAAUCGCUUUUGUUUCAGAUUGAUUAUCCAGAAAUUUCCGAAAAUAUUGCGCCAAGACAUCGAUUCAUGUCUGCAUAUGAACAGAAAAUUGAACCACCAGAUCGUCAUUGGCAAUAUUUAUUGUUCGCCGCUGAACCAUAUGAAACAAUCGGUUUCAAAAUACCAUCAAGAGAAGUGGAUAAAGCUGAAGGAAAAUUCUGGACAUUAUGGAAUCGUGAAUCGAAACAAUUUUUUCUACAAUUUGCAUUCAAAGUUGAAUCAAAAGGUUCGUCCUUGAUACAUCAGAAUAAUAUAUUGCCAUCAUCAUCAUCAUCAUCCACAUCAACAUCAUCUACAACGACAUCGACAGCAACAAUAAAAUCGACUGUGGCAGGUAAUCAAUCUUCAAACAAUACCACCAUUGAAUCGCCAUCAACCACAACAUCAGCCGCAUCUGCAGCGGCAACAGCAGCGGGAGAAAUUCCAAAAAAUAAUAAUGAUAAUCAAAAUGGCGAUUAGUGUAAAAAAAAAAUUAGCAUUGCAAAUUUCAAUUAUGUAAUCAGCUUUUUUUUCUGGCCAAUUGGUACAUUGAACCACAUUCAAUAAAGUAUUGUCCAUCACCAUCAUUAUUUUAAUAAAUAUUUGAUUGUCAUUUUCGUGAAUUAAUAAAGAAAAUUCCUAUUGAAUAGAA
Messenger RNA from Dermatophagoides farinae (American house dust mite), 1501 nucleotides. It is a transcript of the gene Sf3a2, whose product is annotated as splicing factor 3a subunit 2. Gene Ontology annotation, cellular component: catalytic step 2 spliceosome; U2 snRNP; U2-type prespliceosome. NCBI's taxonomy places the organism in Eukaryota, Metazoa, Arthropoda, Arachnida, Sarcoptiformes, Pyroglyphidae. Gene Ontology annotation, biological process: spliceosomal complex assembly. Gene Ontology annotation, molecular function: zinc ion binding; nucleic acid binding. The record is from RefSeq and is a predicted model, not a curated record.